CUCUUCUAAUAUAAUACUCCUCCGCAUCUCAGCCUCCCCCUCUAACCCCUUCCCCUUCUUCUUAACUCUAAUCCUGCACCCACUCCCUGCGUAUCCUGCGCACCUCCCCGCUCGAAAGCCACAACAAUGGGCAAAGGGGGAGCACUCUCGAAUGGCGUAAUAAAGAAGAUCGUCCUCUCCUACACGUACGUAGCGAUCUGGAUCUUCCUGAGCUUCACAGUGAUCGUCUACAACAAGUACAUCCUGGAUCGCAAGCUCUACAACUGGCCUUUCCCCAUCUCACUUACCAUGAUCCACAUGUUCUUCUGCUCUGCCCUAGCCUUCCUCAUCAUCCGCGUCUUCAAAUUCGUCGAACCCGUCUCCAUGUCUCGCGACGUCUACCUCUCCUCCGUCGUCCCCAUCGGCGCUCUCUACUCCCUCUCUCUCUGGCUCUCCAACUCCGCCUACAUCUACCUCUCCGUCUCCUUCAUCCAGAUGCUCAAAGCCCUAAUGCCUGUCGCUGUUUACUCCAUCGGAAUCAUCUUCCGAAAAGACUCUUUCAACUCCAACACCAUGGCCAAUAUGCUCUCCAUCUCCUUCGGCGUCGCCAUCGCCGCCUACGGAGAAGCCAAAUUCGAUUCCUGGGGGGUUUUUCUUCAACUCGGCGCUGUGGCUUUCGAAGCCACUCGAUUGGUUUUGAUUCAGAUCUUGCUUACUUCCAAAGGUAUUACUUUGAAUCCAAUCACUUCGCUUUACUAUGUUGCGCCUUGUUGCUUUGUUUUUCUCUCUGUUCCUUGGCUUUUCGUUGAAUUCCCUGUUUUGAGAGACACUUCCAGUUUCCAUUUCGAUUUCGCCAUUUUUGGGACCAAUUCGCUUUGUGCUUUUGCUUUGAAUCUUGCUGUUUUUUUGCUUGUUGGGAAGACAUCGGCUUUGACUAUGAAUGUCGCUGGGGUUGUCAAGGACUGGUUGUUGAUUGCGUUUUCGUGGUCCGUGAUUAAGGAUACUGUGACUCCCAUCAAUUUGUUUGGGUAUGGGCUUGCGUUUUUGGGUGUUAUGUAUUACAAUCAUUCAAAGUUGCAGGCUUUGAAGGCCAAAGAGGCGCAGAAGAAGGCUCAGCAGGCCGACGAGGAGUCGGGGAGGUUGUUGGAGGAGAGGGAAGGAGGGGGGGAUGGAUUGGGCAAGAAGAGCGAUUCGCAGGAUUGAUUCCAUUGUUAAACUAAUUUAGAAACACAAGAAAUGAAUUGGAGAAAAUGGGUAUGGAAAUAAAAUAAAAAAAACCAGGAAGAGAGGGGCUGAAGGAAAUUGGGUGACUCUCGAUCAGUUUCUUUCGCUCAUUCUGCAAGUUGUGGUGUUAGGAAUGUGGCUUAGAUUAUCCAUUAUCUAUUGCUAGUUUUAUUGUUGUUUUUCUUGCUGGUAUUAGGGAUUCGAGGUUCGUAGCUGCUGCUUAUCGGGGCCAAUUUUCAUGUAUUUUAGGAGAGUAAGAAUCUCAGUUACCAAAUUUCAACUUUUAAUUUUUGUAUUUGUUUUAUUUUUCUUUUCUUUUCUUUUUUUGUUCUUUUACUUUUAUAUGUGUAAGUGUAACUCUGUAGGAACCAUCCCAAUGAAGAACUUUUCUAGUUCUUAUUUUAUUCAUAUAUGCAUCUUUCUUGAUAUU
Molecule: messenger RNA, 1633 nt
Organism: Camellia sinensis
Lineage: Eukaryota; Viridiplantae; Streptophyta; Magnoliopsida; Ericales; Theaceae
Product: putative sugar phosphate/phosphate translocator At2g25520
Source: RefSeq, a predicted model, not a curated record